Nicrophorus vespilloides is the source of this 504-nucleotide messenger RNA. RefSeq lists its product as uncharacterized. Bases 1 to 372 code for a protein of 123 amino acids. The record is from RefSeq and is a predicted model, not a curated record. The transcript has a single exon. NCBI's taxonomy places the organism in Eukaryota, Metazoa, Arthropoda, Insecta, Coleoptera, Silphidae.
AUGUACGUGCUCAGUGGUUUCGGUGCGCUCCUCUUCAUCGCGAUACUCACGUGCUGCACGUCCACGGAUACCGGAAACACGACGGAGAAGGCCUCAUCCUCCACCGAUUUAGCAGUCGUUUCAAGAGGAAUGAAGAGCACCAUGUACAAGGUUAUACCAUACCUCUUGGUACCAGCGCUCGCGAUGGCAGGAAUCAUGCCUUGGAUUCUGCCAGGAAUCCAGCUGGCCGUCACUAUGGUAACCAUGCUCAACAACAUGGCCUUCUCCUCCGCCCUCUUCAUGCUCAUCAGGAACUACAUCUUCAAUACCAAGCAGGAGGAGCACAUCGUCUACGUCAAUCACGGAUACAAGAACAAGCACAAACAUAGGUGAUUUUCGGAGAAUUAGUGUUCAUUUUAGACAAAAAUGAAAAAAAAAACAACUAAAUCAUUCUUGCCUUUGCCAAACGUAAAGUAAAUAAAUAAACUAGUGUACCUUAGCAACCAAAUUACUAACAUAACAACU